AACGAUACAAAUAUGGAUUCUUGAUCACCAUUUGGUGUCGCUUAGGUGGCUGCUAUGACAGCAUUGUGAUACCAAGUAAGGUAUAAAAUGUAGAUUCCUUGUGCGGUACCAAACAAGCAGAGCAGCACUCUACUUGUUAAAAAAAAAUGUAACCUUCUAGGAAGGGUAUUUAUGUGUAACACUUGAUUAAAAUAACACCGAAGGUGCCGAAGCAUAGCGCGCUCUGGUAACCAUGGCAACGGUUUGUUUGCACCACAUUAUUCCCCAUGCCGACAGAAACUGGACCGACCACAACUUCUGCUUACCAGCAUUUACUCGAGGCAAUCCAUUAUAAUUCUUCUUCGUCAUUGUGAAACACUGUCUACUAGGCCCAUUCAAUCCACUUUUAUUGAUAGAAUAGCAGGUUGCCAUACAAGUAAUCCACCGUGGCAGGGAAAAUGAUGCUUCAAAAUAUUCAGAUUCGAGAUGGGGAGUAUACAAAGACCAUAUAUUCCAUGAUAAAGGAACAACGAUAUAGUGAAGCAGUGCAGAUUCUGAACCAUAUCAUUGAGUCCUAUCCAAGUUCCCGAGCUGCAUUGUCUCUCCUCGCCUACUGUUAUUUCUACAUGCAAGACUUUGUCAAUGCUGCUAACUGCUAUGAACACCUCAUGCUCCUCUUCCCUGACAUUGAGGAGUACCGCAUGUACUAUGCCCAGUCACUUUAUCAGGCCUGCUUAUAUGAGGAGGCUAUGAAGGUGACCCACCAGAUAGAGGCACCAGAGUAUGCAGGAAGCAUUACCAAAUUGCAGGCUGCAAUCAAAUAUGGUGAAGAAGACCUUCCUGGAGCUAAGAGCUUAGUUGAUCAGUGUCCAGCAGAUGACCCAGAUACAGAAAUAAAUCAUGGGUGUCUGUUGUACAAGGAAGGCAGAUAUGAGGAAGCCUGCCAGAAAUUCACCAGUGCCCUGCAAGUGGCAGGAUACCAGCCUCAUCUGUCCUAUAAUAUUGCUUUGUGCCACUACCGACUUAAACAGUAUGCUCCAGCCCUUAAACACAUUGCGGAUAUAAUCGAGCGAGGCAUCAGAGAACAUCCUGAAUUGAGUGUGGGCAUGACAACAGAGGGCAUUGAGGUGCGCAGUGUGGGAAACACUCUUACCCUACAUGAAACAGCUCUUAUUGAAGCCUUCAACCUUAAAGCUGCCAUUGAAUACCAGCUUAAGAACUAUGAAGCUGCCCGAGAAGCUCUAACUGACAUGCCUCCCCGAUCAGAAGAAGAGCUCGAUGCAGUGACUUUACAUAACCAGGCCCUAAUGAAUAUGGAAACUAAGCCAACAGAAGGAUUUGAGAAGAUGCAGUUUCUGCUGGGCCAGAAUCCAUUUCCUCCUGAAACAUUUGGCAACCUUCUACUCCUUUAUUGCAAAUAUGAAUAUUACCACUUAGCAGCUGAUGUCCUUGCUGAAAAUGCUCAUCUUACUUAUAAAUAUCUAACACCUCAUCUCUUUGACUUCCUUGAUGCCUUAAUCACUCAGCAAACUGCAGCCUCUGAAGCUUAUCGUAAAUUUGAUGAAUUAGGAUCACGACACAUUGAGUUGCUGCGGAAAUUAACAAAGGUGGUACAAGAAGCUCGGCAAAACCAUGAUGAUGACCAGGUGAAGACAGCUGUGAAUGAAUAUGAAGAGAUUUUGGAGAGGUACAUUCCAGUCCUCAUGGCUCAGGCCAAGAUUUACUGGGACUUAGAAAAUUAUUCCCAAGUGGAAAAGAUCUUCAGAAAGUCUGUAGAAUUUUGCAAUGAAUCUGACAUAUGGAAGCUAAAUGUUGCACAUGUUUUAUUCAUGCAAGAAAACAAGUUCAAAGAAGCCACAGGAUUUUAUGAACCAAUUGUGAAGAAGAACUAUGAUAAUAUAUUAAAUGUGAGUGCAAUUGUGCUGGCCAACUUGUGUGUCUCAUACAUCAUGACUAGUCAAAAUGAGGAAGCAGAAGAGCUCAUGAGGAAGAUUGAAAAGGAAGAGGAACAUCUAGCAUAUGAAGACCCAGACAAGAAAAUUUAUCAUCUAUGCAUAGUGAAUUUGGUUAUUGGGACCCUCUAUUGUGCCAAGGGAAACUAUGAGUUUGGUAUCUCAAGGGUAAUCAAGAGUCUAGAGCCAUACAACAAGAAGCUUGGAACAGAUACCUGGUAUUAUGCCAAAAGAUGCUUCCUUUCCCUUAUAGAAAAUUUGGCCAAGCAUAUGAUAACUGUGAAGGAUUCAGUAAUUCAAGAAUGCAUACAGUUUCUUGAGCACUGUGAAGUGUAUGGGAGAAGUGUGAAAGGCCUGAUUGAACAUCCCUUGGAGGAAAUGGCCAUCCAUCCAGGCAAGAACACAGUCACCUAUGAAGCUCGCUUACUGAAGGCUCUUCUGCUUCAGAUCCAACAGAUGUAGGAGCUUUAAAGAUACAACCAAUAAAAAAUAUAUCACUAAUUAAUGUAAGUGAUUGGUAUAUUUCAAAGAUAAGAGCCCUCUUGCUUUGUACAAGAUAAAUUUUGUUCAUACAAUUGCCAUCAGAAACAAGCACAUUGAACUGUCCCAUGAAUUGGAAAAAUUAACAAGCAGCACUGCAUUAUCCUCCAGAAAUUUUAAGUGGGCUUUAAAAAGAGUAUAACACCCAAGAGAAUGAAAGACAUGUGUACCUCAAAGGAGUUGAAACUAUUAAUUUUCUGGUGAAUGAUGUGUACUUGAUAAUGUAUUUCCAGUAAGGCAUUUAUUUUUAAGUGACCAAAUGAGACCUGGAAUGUGGAGAUCUUACACUUCCAGUUUUCAUCAUCUUGGAGGAAGGAUUGACAUUCCCGACAUGUUCAGUGGUAUUAAGAAAACAUUUGAUGAGUGUACUCAAACUUUUAUAAAUACCAAAAAUUAGGUUUUACAUAACUUAACAUUCUAACUAAAUUAAAAUUUUACAAGCUUGAACUUUUGUCCAGUUCUUCUAAGAAAUAUUUUAUUUUUUUGCAUUCGAAUCUUUCACUGUACUUUACUGUACUUUUAAAUUCAACAUUUGUUUUCAUUUAUUUAUUCAUUAUUUUAUCUAUUCAUGGCUUUCUCAUAUCUUUACAUGCAGAUAUCAAUGUAUUCACUACAUAAUAAACAUUUACAAGUUU
Molecule: messenger RNA, 3106 nt
Organism: Scylla paramamosain (green mud crab)
Lineage: Eukaryota; Metazoa; Arthropoda; Malacostraca; Decapoda; Portunidae
Gene: Ttc30
Product: intraflagellar transport protein 70A-like
Exons: 15
Coding region: 438-2393 (651 amino acids)
Biological process (GO): intraciliary transport
Cellular component (GO): axonemal microtubule; intraciliary transport particle B
Molecular function (GO): intraciliary transport particle B binding; protein binding
Source: RefSeq, a predicted model, not a curated record